Messenger RNA from Spirodela intermedia, 21721 nucleotides. The record is from the annotation of a GenBank genome assembly. Lineage: Eukaryota; Viridiplantae; Streptophyta; Magnoliopsida; Alismatales; Araceae.
AUGUCGUGGCUGAGAUCUGCGGUGAACAAGGCCGUCGAAGUGGGCGGAAAGAAUAACAUCACUCGGACCGUCAAGAACUAUGCGGAUACGGUCGUCCACCAUGCCGGCCAGGCCGUCGCUGGCGGGGCCAAGAUGCUUCAGGAACGCAUGGUAGUUUUGUCUGAUGCUAGCUGCUAGAGUUUCCUUCCCUUCCUUCUUUUUCUCGCGCCUUUCGUUUACUUCAUGAAAUUCCCGCUUGCCGGUACGGCAGAAGCGUGUUUUGAGUUAGUUCCAGGUUCCGAUUUGGUGAACGACAGUCGAUUUUAUGUUCUAAACUUUUACAUCGUGUGAGUUGUGCUCCAUGAUGAAGGGUGGGUUCGUACACAUAUCGAUACUCGAGUUUUAUACUUCCUCAAAAUCUUCUUCGGUACAAGCUCUAGAUUUGUAAAUGUCCAACUGUGAACGAAACACAGGACAGCCUCGUACAAUGAUUUCUCACAGUCCUGCGUAGCAAUUUUCGGGAAUAAGUUAAUGAUGGGAAAGAUGAUUGUUUUAAACCUCGGUACUUCUUCUAUCACACAAUCUUGUACAUGUCGGACGACGAUCUAAAAUUUCAAAGGAAUUAUACUGGCUAUUGAGUUUAUGAACGGUUCUAUAAAUGUAGAAUCUAACUGUCUCAAAUUUAGAAUCUGUACUGUCUGUGAAUAUGGUAAGCGUUUGAGUUGAGAAAUGAAAAAAAAUAGGAUCAUCGUGUUUAUAAUAAGUAAUAAACAAUGAAAUAACUUCAUCGUGCGUUCCUUCAUUUUAUGUAUCUCCAUCUUCAUUGGAGUUCUAGAAUCAGAUGUUAGUUGUCAUGAUGCUGGGAUGUUUUUUAAGAGGGGUGUAAUUCCUUGAGAUGUUAAUCCAGGCGAUGACUCAAUGUAGUGUAUGGCUGUAGGGAAUUUUCAUGUGUCCCUCUCAGCAAACGAGUGUAAAAAUAAGAGAUGGGAUUGUGCCGUUAUUUAUGUAAAGUAUGACAAAUUUGGUUUAGUAAGAUGCCUUAAUUAGAAUUUUGACGUAUGAAAAUUUCUACUUUAUGGCGAUUCAAUAUAUAGGUGGGUCGAAACUACAAAAGCUUUAAACAAACGGUCAAGAGGUUGGAAGAAGCAGCUGUUUCGUGCAGGGGAACAGAGAGAAUUCAAUUGCUGAGGAGAUGGUUGGCUGCUUUGAAAGAGGUUGACAGAAUAGCUUCUGGUUUAGUGGAUGACAAAACUCUUGAGCAGCAUCUUUCUUCUGAUGGGUCCACCUCCCCAAGAAGUGCCUCCUCCGUAAGUAGCUUGAAUUUAUUUUCUCAUCUCGCAUGAUUUGACAGUGUAUUGUGCAUUGAAUUUUAAAGAACAGUUCCAACUUGUGAUUUUUCAUUGUUUAUAGCUUAGAAUUUAAUGUGCAUUUGACGUUGGAGCAUAUUGAACAAUAAUGAAAUGCGUAUUCUCUAUUUCCUUCUGUUUGUUUGUGAAAUGAAAUCCAUUCCCAAUGCCCAAAAAAAUAAUGGAUUGAGCAUUUAAGUUUGUAUGUAUUGUUGAGACGAGGUGUAAUGCUUUAUAAGCUAACAUAUCAUAUUUAUGCUAAUAGCGUGCCCAUUGGCACGACCAUACUGACGUUGAAAGGGUGGAAGUGUGCGUAUUGGCACGCCAUACAUCUCUUUGAAACGGUGGAAGUGGUACUUACUGACGUUGGGGUUCCAAUUACAGAUUAGGAAAUGAGGUGUCACUUGUGGAUAGUAUCUUUUCUUUGUUUUUAGUAGUUUCAUUUUAUUCAAAUGAGUAAGUGUGUCAAAGUGCAUUGAUUUAAAAUGCUUACUCUUUUGUGUUCAAAUCAAUGUUGUUGUGCUUUGGUUGGUGGGUGUGGGAUGAAAGAUUAUGUUAUACUUUUGGAACUCUAAGGUUUCGCUUUCCUAUUAUUGUUGUAGCAGGUUCUGUUCUUUGAUUCCGACCUUGGAGGUGAAGCAAUGAACUUUCGAGAUGUAUUUCUUCAUAGUCAGGCAUUGGAGGGCAUUACGUUGUCAAUGGUAAGCUUUUGUAACUUAAUAGUUUUUGAUUUAGCUUGUGUUUGGUUCGCUGGAUUUUAUAAUUGGUUGUGCGAUGUCAAUGAUAACCAGUCACCGUGGUGUAAACCUUGUUGUACUUGGAAUUUCAUGCACAUGGCUUUCCUCCUUGCCAAAUCAGUUUUUCAGUUUUACAUGCGAACAACGUGCUAAUCAUUUGAAGGAAUAUUUGGGCUUUUCUUGGUUCGAGAAUUAAUAGAUAUUGGUGGAACUAGAAUAAUUAUAUUGAGAGUUAGCAAGAUCUGUGUUAAUACAUUCCGGAGCAAUGGUCGAUUUCUAAGAUGUCUCUCUCCAAGCAGAUUGUGUACGCUUGUAUAUAUUAGAAACUAGUGUUGCACUCUCCAAUGGCAUAAAUGCUAGGAAAUAGCGCACAUAACACUAACUCAUCGUCGUAUAUUAUUAACAUGUGAACGGUGUUCAUUUAUACAGAAGGUUCAGAGGACCCACCAUAAAUGAAUGUUAUCCAAUUCACAGGCUAAGGUACAAGUAUAAAAUUCCGUUAUCAUCAAAUUUCAGACAAUGAUUCACUUAGGUCUGAUAGGACAAUCCAUUACGAUGAUCCUCUAGGAUAAGCUCAAAGAUGUUUGUUCAUGUAGGCCACAUACAUGGGUUCAUUUUGGCUGCUUGUGAUGCAUAUUGCCUUAGACGCAAGCCAUAUAUUAGUACAGUGUAGUCCAGGGUUCAUGAACUCACUGACGUGAGACUAUCUGAAUGCCGUUUCCAUGGCAUUACUGUGGCUCCUAGACCAUUACACCAGACUAGAAAUGGCUAGGGUGCAUAGUUAGGCACAUUCUUCUUUCUACGCCGAUCACUUUCACAAAUUGUUAUACCAAGGUUCUACAAUGGAAGGUUUAGAAAUUAUGUAAUCCAUUGAAAGAACAUUGUCUAUCAGUUCCACAGAGAAAGCAAAUGUUUCAGAAUGCAUAAAACAACUAGGGUUUGGGCUGAAAUUCAGUUGCCGUUACGCAUGGGAAGACUGUACCUGUGUUUGUCCUAUCAGACCUACAUGGGAAGACUGAAAUUCAUUUUGGCAUGGGAAGUUGCCGUUAUGCUUUGGACCAAGUAGGCUUUAGAAUUCGGUUGAAUUCAAUGUAAAGUUCCCUCACUUGGUAUUGUAUGGAGACUUGUAAACUAGAAAAAAAAAGGAUCAUAUUUAAUUGCGUAUGAAUCAUUUGUGUUGGAUUCAAAAACUUUAUAUUUCCUUCAGAAAAUUUCAAUCGUUCAUCUCAACACCUACUGACCUACAUACACGGCAUAUAUAAGUACAAGAAAUGUACUUAACAUACACUUCGGGUAAAUGCUACCAAACAAUGCUGGAAAUAAGUCCUUUAGGGCAAACAAUCAUCUCUGUGAUAUCUUUCGUAGCUCAUCAUUGGUUGAUCAUAAUUGAACAUUCAGCUGGAACUGCAGAUACCUCAGCAGAAGUUAGAGAUUUCUUUGUUGAUAACUGUUUUAGACUUAAAUGUCCUCACACAGAGACUUUGAGCUGUAGUUUCAAGACCAUUUUCUUCAAACUUUUAGCCCCUUGCUUGGUAUUAUUAUGAUAUCGUGGAAUGAUGCAAAAACAGGAGUUUUCAUGAAAAAUAUACACAAUGUUGUAUCAAUUUUUGAUUUCCCAAUUCAUCCGUCGGAAUUUUUCCACAAGAAAGGUGGAUAUGCGGAUUUCAUCAAUAGUCAAGAUAGAUACCUUCGAUAAUGUCCUGUAUCUUAAGAGGACAUGCAUAUCUAAACAGUCAAAACAGAACAAGAAUGUUUUUUUUUUUCCGGGCUUCUUGAUUCUAUUUCAUUGAGGUGAAUAAAGAAGAGAACGACAUUGCUGCUAUAGGAACGCUUUAGGAGCUAAUCUUAUUCUUUCUCAUAUUUCUGAAUUAUAUAUAUUGGCUAUUCCGGCUGUAUUCGACCAGUAAUUCAUAAAGCUCAUCGAUAAGCUUUUUGAACUUUGAAUAAAAAUGUCUAUAUCUUUCCAACUAAGAUUACCUGUAGGGCGAUUAGCAUCUUCCUAUUUUGCACCUUUACAUUGCUAAACCCUCAAAGUGUGGUAAUAAAUUACUUUUUAAAGUAGAUUUCUUCUCAGCAUACUUUUGCAACUGUACAAUAUUUCAUAAAGCCUAAACAUCUUGGCUUUUGGAAGACUCCAUGCAAUAGCAUUUGUGUGCGGGCGGCCAGUAUCCGGCCUUGCUGGAUAACUGGCACUGGGUGGGGUUUACUUCCAUCAUUUCAAAUUUCUCCGUAUUUUUUAUCAUGAACGUUGGUACUCUUCGGUCAUUUAAUACAGUUUUUAACUAUAUCUAGCGUUUUUUAGUUCAUAUUGCACGGUCUAUUGGAAAUUGUUCGUGCUUGUUUCUUUUUUCUGGCUGAUAGAGGCUUUGCUAAUUAUUAAUGUCACCUUUCUGGCUUUUUACUUUUUUUUUUGGUCUUGGUGUUCAUGAUCGAAACUCUUUAAGAAAAAGAAACUUCAAGCUUUUUUCUGUCUGCCAAUAAUGAGGGUAACAGCAGUUCUUUCCUGUCGUUCAGAUUCUUGAAGCACCAAAUGAGGAAGAAGUUUCUCUCCUCCUUGAAAUUUUUGGGUGAGUUCCUAAGAGUUAAACCUGUUUAGACCCUUUAGAAUUUGGUGUUUCCCUUGUGCCAAAUUUCGUUAUAAGGUGAAGAUCCUGUGAUGACGAUUGAGGUUUUUAAAAAUGUCAUAAUUUUGAUAUAAUAUAAUACUAAGUACUAGUACCUGAUAAAGGUGAGGAAGUUCUCUUUGAGCAGCAAUUAAUUAUGGCGAAUAACUUUCUGCUUUUCAUCAUUCUUGUUUCUGAUCGUGUUUGUUGAUCUUUGCCUGAGCUCUUUGUAUCAGAAGUUGGUUGAAUUUUAUCUCAGUUGGUAGUUAUUGCAACUUGUGUAUUUAUGGGAACGAUUACAUAAUGACUUUUCUUUGUUAUCUUGUUUAUUUUCAUGCCUCGACUUUCUAACUAAUGGUAUUUACACCAAUCUGCAUAUUAUGAUUGACAUGAAAACACUGAAGGCUGUUCCUGAGACCUAACUCACAGUGUCUGAACACUGUUAGUGCAUACAUAGACACUAUUAGAAUUCCAGGUCUACGCAUGCUACGAGUGUUACUACGGAUUUGUGCGAGUAAUAGAGCCCAAAGAAGGGCACGGAAAGAAAAAGGAAAAAACUUGGAGAAAACUGUAUAAGGGAUAUAUAACGUUCUUUCUCCACUCCCUCAGAAUCAUGGGACUUUAUAGGCUGAGAUUUUGCUUACGAGCUCUUUGAAACGUGGAGUUAUUGAGAUUUGCUGAAUAUGCCACAAGCUGCUUAGGGGAAGAAAUAUAAUGUAGGGAAAAUUGCUGUUGCUGGCAAAAAGAAUGAUAAUGAAUUUUUAUAUGUCUGGUCUGCUCAUAGAACAUAGUCUUGCUGAUGAUUUGAAGAACACUUUGAUUAUCACCAUAGAACACAGUGGGAGUUGAGGAAGCUAGGCCCAGAUCUCAAAGAAGAAAAUGAAGGGAGAUUAUGUUAGCAGAUAUAUCAACCAUAGCACAGUCCUUGGUCGCAAUGCUAAAAUAAGAGGCCUUGUCCAUAGCCUCCUUUUACUCGUAUAAUUGAACUACCUAGAAAUAACUUUGAAGUUCUUGGCAGGUGAAGUGCUGCAAGGAAAGUUAAGGCUCUUGUUGCUAAUCCUGUUGUGUGUUACUCGAAACAUUGGGAGACCAGACCAGGAGGAUGUAUGGUAUCUAGCAAAAUCUAGAUGCAUCAAAACCAAGCAAAGAAGCCUUGAAUAAAGAGUUUGCUUAAAGAGUGGGCACAACUGUCACAAUAGAGUCAACAUGAUAAGCAAUGGGUACCAUAUAUGGAAGUUGAGAUAACAACUUACAUUAGGAAGGACGCCAGUGCAUGGAGUGGUGGAACAUCGACAUAAACCCUUGGUAGUGUGCAAGGUGGACUUCAGACCAGCAACCUAGAUGGCAGAAUUGCCAGCAUCAAUAAACUGAAUGCCCAUCUUGAGAACAUAUAUGGGAAACAUAGUGUUUGAACAACACGUUGGAAAGUAAUUUCGUAGAAUCAAAUAAACCGAGCAAAUGCAAUUGUUGCAGCAAAAACCUUUGAUGGGUAUAGUGGAUGUGGUGAUGUGGAUGCCAUUCUACUGAUUUAUCAGAGCAUUUUGGGUCUAUAUCCAUUUGACAUUACGUAAUAGAUCGAGCAAAUGUCUCAAAAGUAGACAUGCCCGAUUAAGAGGGGAAGAGAGGAGAGGGACUGUAUGGCGCUGAUAUCAUGUUGCAGAUAGAGGAACUAUGGAGAAUUGGAAAGUUCAAGAACCAGAAGAAUGCGGAAAUGGGGAAGGCUACACUUUAAUUGUCUUGUCCUCUCUUAACAAGCCAUAUGAGGAAAAUCUUCCUAGAGUAUGUAUAAAGAGAAUGUAUAUGGAUGAAGAUCAGGAUGCAUGAAACUCGAAUGAGGAUAGAUUGGAUGAUGCAAGCCUUAGAAAGCUGAAGAUGAGCUAAAGGUCAUGUAAAGCUUAAAAACUGGAGGAGAGAUUGUGGUCUAUUUAUCUUAAUAAAUUAGAAAGAAGUUGCUUAAAUAUUAUUUGGUGAGUAAACUUCAUCAAAGUGAAAUAUGAAAUACAAAUCUGGACUUUCUUCGAAGAAAACAUUAACUGAAGCUUGAUGUGGAUAGAUGAAUUAGAAAAAUGUCUCCUUCCUUGUGUUGCCCGCAGAAGUGGAUUGGAAACAUUGCUAAAGGUGCUUGUUUAAGAGAGUAGUGCAUCUAUUGGCGCCCCAGAGGGAAACCAAAUUUGAUACUGGUGAAGGCCAUUUCACAAAACAUUUGGGACAUCUACACCAUUUAGAGUACGACCAUUGCUUGAAUGUUAGGGGUUUCAGUAAAAGAAAUGGAAAGUGGUUGUUUCUGCGAUUCAAUGCCAGUUCUUGGUAUUUCUAUCCGUAAAAUUAGUCUUCCUCUAUGUAGUUAUUGACGAGGACCACUUCUGUUCUGCAUUGUCUGAUUUGCAGACCAUGCUUGCUGCUGUAUGCCAGUUAUCAAGUUGAGGUUUCAAAUCCUUAGAAAAGGAAAGCUAGACAAGAAAAUUUUCAGUGAAGUUGCAAUUGUAUUCAUCUGCACGUAUAGGAUUUCGUCCAAGUCAUAGUAGUCAUAGAGUAAAACAGUUGUAUUUUUUUGUGGCCUGCUUUCUGGAGGACAACUAAUCUCUUUUUAACUGAUUUAGUUUAUUUAUGUAGAUCUCCCUUGGCAGUUUUCCGCUAAUGCUACAACAUUCAAUGAUUCUGAUGGCUUUAUACUUAUGUUUUUUAACUUCAGAUUUCUUUGAUGGCAAUUCGACGUGAUGAUUCUUUUGGAUUGUUUGCAGUUUCUGUUUUACAGGAGGGAAGGAAGUUCAUAAUGCAGUCAUAAGUAGCAUUCAAGACUUGGCAAAAGUGUUUGCAAGUUACGAGGAUGAAGUUUUGGUAGAGCCAUUAUCUAUCACAUCAAAAAAAUAUUACUUGCGGAAAUAAGUUAAACUUUUUUUGUACUUAAUUUUUUCAUAUUAUUUGAAAUGGAAUCAGUUUCAUAUUGCUAAUCAAUCUGAGGUUGUGCUUCCCUGUAUGCUGUUGUUACAUAAUUCCUUGAUUAGAUUUCAUUUACUCUUUGAUUUCUAUGAAAUUUUCACGUAUGCUCUUAUUAAAGGGUUUGUGCAAUUAGUUACUUUUAAAGUAAAUACACAUAUGAAAUAUAAAUGAACAUAACUUUUGCAGAACCCGGAUUGUUUAUAAAGAUAUGUACUAUCUGAGCUUUAUGAUGUGAAUGUCAGAAAGGUAUUAGAGAUGCAUGGAUGGAUUGAUAGUAGUGCAUUUGCUCUAAAGUGUGGUGCUCUAUGUUAGUUUUCAUCCUCUCAUCAACACUGUACUUAGCCUCAUUCUUCCUUUUCUUCUUUUUAGGUUGCAUGCUCUUUUCCUAUACUGAUUUUCUCUUCUCAAAUUACUCCCCACCAUAUGCUUGUUUUCUUCUUGACUUUAUUUUGUUCGUGAUUUCACUCUUUCUCCUGUUUCUUUCCCUAUUCAGAAAGUUAACCUAGCUUUUGUUGAGGAUCUGAACAUAUUGUUAUCUCACGUAUUGCUGGUGUCCAUACCUUGAUCAAAAUGAAAUUUAUGUGUCUAGUCAUGUCAGCUAUCCAUUAUUUUAAAAUGCUUUGGUCAAAAGAAAGGUUGACUAUACAUUGUUACACAUCCAAGAAUAUUUAUUUUUUAGUGUUUUUUUUAAUUUAUCAUAUUCAAUUUUUUUUUAUUUGCCUUCAAAUAUGUGCUCAUAGACUACCUUUUCACUGAUCUUGCCAUCAUGAGGUGUCGCACUAGUGCUAAAAUUCCAUAGGUAUGUAUCCCUAUAGUAUAUUUUGGCUAUUUUUUCCGUUCCUCUCUUAUGUGUAUCAUUCAUUGUCCACUUGCUUCGUGACAUGGCAUUUCUUGAAGUGUGAUUUUUGACUUUUGGGGGCUUCUUUGUUGUCAUUUGCCUUCACCUCUUCAUAUUUUCUUUCUAAUACUACUGUUGCUCUGGAAUUAAGCUGCCUAUGAUUUUAGUGCCGGAAAUAGUAAAGAAUUCACGUUGAUUCUCAUAGUGAUAAUCUUUAAAUUUAUUUAUUUUUACUUUCUAGAUAAUCGCAAGUUCAAGAAUGCCGACUACUUUUAUAUUCCAAAAAUAGCCCACUGGUGAAUGAUUUAACAAAAUCAGAGAUCAAUUUGGGUAGAAUAGUUUGUAUUCCAUUCGGAACGGAUCACUGGAAAAGCUGUUUGUUAGGAAAUAUUGCAAUCAUCAGAUCUAGUAUCUUGUUGAGUUGUUUUAAGGAUAUUGGCAGGCGUAGUACUCUUACUUUCAUAUUUUAUCCAAAGCACAGUUUAAGUUUUCCAGUCUAAGCAUUCACAUUCACUGUCUCAGAGCUUCACAUGUGAAAUUCUAUUGUGAGGUUUAAGCCAGUGAUACAAUGAUGUUAUUUUGCAUUGGAAUUGCCCAGAAGCUUUUAAUCUUGAAGGAUUUUUGGCCUAAGGCGUAUGCAAACAACUUUAUGCAGUAUGCAUGGUUAACAUUUAUGGCAGGUAUGCAACUGUCAUGGCAAAAAGAGGUCCAUAUGGAAUCCUUUGCGGUUGUGAAAUGAAUGGCAUUGGCUGGAAAUGGGAGCAUAGAUCGCUCCCUUUCUGAUGUGUCGUUUAUUUUAAAUUAAAAUGGGCCCAGGCUUGGAUGGAAUAUUUGAAAAUUCAGUUUUGUUAGAUAACCUUUAUUUUCUGAACAGUUUAUCUGAUGUGGCUUCUUGUAGUUUUCGAGAUUUCAAGUGGAUCAUAAAACAUCCAAAAAUCCUUUCUCAUUUUCAGAAACUUUUUUGAAAAAUUGUAAUGCGGGUGGAGCUGUGGGAGAGGAAAGGAGGAAGAAGAAGAAGAACUUAGCCUAAUUGAUGUUGGUCUAUGUUGUGCUAUAGCAUCUAGACGUUGAAACCUUACUGAUUACGAUGUUAUCUGGCUCAAAUGUCGGCCACUUUAAUAUGCCCUUACACUUCCCUUUUGUUCUUCAUUUUCUUUUUCCUUUGCCUUUGAUGGUGACGGUAGUAUCCAUUAAACAUUUCCCCCUUGGUGGUUGACCUGUGAACUUUGGAGUGUGGCAGUGGCUUCGGAUAGUUAAGGCAAUUGGGUCUCUGUUGACAACUACAGUAAAUGUUGAACGCUGUUAAACAUUUAUAGUUACAUAUUCUUGGACAUAAAAAUGUAUUCUUUUGAUAGAAGUUUAAAGGAAAGAUAGAUUCAUUAAGGUACUCUGCUCGGACAAAGACCUGUUGUUUGCCAACUCAAUUUGCGGCUACUAAUGGUUGGUAUUGCCACCAUUCACUCUCUUACAGAAGAUGGUGUUUUGAACCCCUGUCCUUGACCUAAUCUCAGUCUAUUGAUCGUGUGGUUCGCAAAGUGAAGUAAUUGACCUUCUGAUGAUUUAAAGUAUGACAUCAGAAGAACGCCCAAUGACCAGGUCCAGUGUGAAGGAUGCCCCUCCCUAUGAUUCCUCGCGGAUGAGGCUACAUUGGUGGUUAUGUCAUUCGUACUUCGGAUCUCCACGAUGUCUACACUUUCUGCAGAGCCUCUCUUGAAAUCGGCUUGCUGCCAAUGCCGCUGCAGAGCCUACCUCCUGGGACGGUGCGACUGAAUAACAUUUACUGUGGCAAUUGCUGGGCCAAAGCUAUUGUCUAUUUUGCUUGUAUGGACCGGUACAUCUGACUCUCCUAAAUUUCACGUAGAAGACGUCUGUGCUGCACCCAUAUGUAACCGCACUCUGAUUUUUCUGAUAAGCAGAAAUAUCUGGCGUUAGCAUUCCAAAAACUUCAGUUCAUAAUGCCAUGGGUGAUGUGGGCGAUUUGUGACAUUAAUGGGGAAGAUGGUGAAAAGGAGCUUUAGUGGGGAAUAACUUUGAGAUCGCAGCGGACAAGAAGAAAAGUAAGCUCUAAAAAAUGACUUCAUAAAUGAGCCCCAUCCAAGGAGAGGAAGUUUUAUGGGAACGAACCCCACUGUUAGGUGUUUGAGCAGUAUUUCAAUGAUCUGGUGAGUGUGGCGCCCCAAAUAGUAUGAAACUGAUGCAUGGUCUUGAAUAGGUCUGAGGAUUCAUAAGGGUAUCGUUGAAAUUCUAAAGGAUUUUAACAGUUUCUCAAGGUUUUUUCAUUAUUGUGACUAGGAUAGGAUACGUGGGGUUUAGUUUUUGUGGGAAAGUAUUAGAGAAAUCAGCAUCCUAUUUGGAUGCUAUUUUUAUAAGUUAUUUUCAAUAAUUGCAUACAGGGAAAUUCAAAUGAAGCUUCUGUGGUACCCUGUUUGUUCUUUCUUUUUUGUCUUGGAGAGAAAUUAUGUGGAAAUAUAGCUAUCAACCAGCUAUAUUGUGUGGAUCAGAAUGCUGGACUGCUAAGACAAAGUCCUUUGAGCCAGGUGACAUUGCUGAACUACUGAGUUAUAAUGGGCGUGUUACUAUGAGAAAAGACUGCAUGGGAUGGUAGGUAGGGAUAUGAUGGAAGUUUCAAUAAUAGAGGUAGUUUAAUUUGUGACGGUUUAGAUGAAGACAACUAGGAGGAUGGUUGUACUCACCGCCGUUUCUCAGGGUGUCCCUGAAGGAAUAUGAGGCCAAUAGAGGUCGAGUGGAACCACUGAGAAAACGUAUAGAACUACACAUAUUAUUAUGAAUGAGGUAAGAUGGUAGGAUUGCAAUCAAAGUCUACUUCCUCAACCUUGUUGGCAUUUGGUAGUCGACGAUGAUAAAAGCCAAUCCAGAUUCGACUUAAAUUGUGUAAUUAUCUUUUUAUAGAAGCAAUUUGACUUUUUGGAUCUAAUUCUUUUGUUGUUGAAACUUCUUACAUGACAUGGGUGUGGUUUUCUCUUUUCUUGUUGACAUUAUUUUUUAUCCUAUUUUCUUCUUCAAAUUUCCCUAAGUUUUUAAUUAUAUGUAAUUUUUUAUUUUGAAUCUAUGGCUUAUCCUCAGGUAAAAAGGGAGGAAUUGCUUCAGUUUGCUCAAGGUGCCAUUGCAGGACUGAAAUUAAAUGCAGACCUUGGAAGGUUGUUGAAAAAACUUAUGUUUAUUUUGCUCAGUUUUGAGAUUCAAAUAUAUGACUUCUGCUAAUAUGAAAAUCAUGAAAAUUUUUUGUUGGUUAUUUAAUAUUUUAUCUGAAAAUUAUUCAGCAAAAUGAAAAGAGAUGUCCAUUGCUUUGUUCUGAAAAAUAAGGGAACAAACAGAAUAUGGAGUCCUUUGAAUUUUUUCUUACGUUGAAUUUUGUGAUUAUUUUUUAUGUGUGAUGGCAAUAUUUUGAGAAACUUAUUUUUAAUAAGAUUUUACAUCCUCUUAUAAUAUUAUCCUAAAUUUUAUCCGAUAACCGAAUUAUAACGGGAUAUCUCUCCUUCCAGAUCUCUACACCUUUUUAUCUAUCGUUGGAAGGUACUGACUUUUUAUGCAAUAUUCUUCUUGAUUGCAGAAUAGAUGCAGAAGCUUCAGCACUUCGGCAGAGGGUUGAUGGAUUGGAAGUUCAGCAAGUAGAUUCAACUGAUGAUCAGUUCAGAACGUCUGAAAAGACAAAUUUAAUAGAUAUAGAGGUAAACUAGAUGAUAACUUGCACAACCAUAACAUGUCUUUUAAAUACGGUGCCAUAGAUUGAGUCUCCCACAAUUCAAAUCCUUUACUUUGUCUCGUAAGUUUGUUCAUUAACUUCUGUCUGUCUUUUGGGCAUUUAUUUCACGUGCACAUAAUGUUUGAAAUUCUGCUUUUUAAUAAUUUCCUCCAUCUUCAAUCUGAGAAAAAAACUAUUCCCCUUUCUCACUAGGCCCUGCUUUAUCUACUCUUAUCACUAUAGUUAUGUCUCGAUAUUUGCUUAGGUCAUUUUUUGUAACUAGAAACUGCUUGGCAUUUUGAGAUACAACGGAUCUUCUUGAGAAGGAGCUUGGUUUGAGCUGUUGACCCCGGGUAUCAAAUUGCCUUAAGAUGUUGGAUAGCUUACUGUCACUUACUCUAAAAGGCUGUUGGAGAUAAAUAUUAGCCAUGCAAUUAUCUAUGAGGGCAUGACUUCAGUUGAUGAUUUUGCUUAUUAUUCCAUGGCGAUAUUUAUGAGACUCGGAUGUUUAUAAUAACACGUGUACCAAGAAAUGUGUCAGUUGUCUUUAUAGUAAGAAAGAAAAACUGUUAACGUUUUGUGGCAUAUAAGUUACUCAAAUAAGCACAGGAUUUUUAUGAGGGUUCGUGAGAAAUUUUAAAGUUUUACAGGCACAUAAACGCUGUAGAUUGAGAUAAGGACGAAUAUGUUGAGAAAUCUUCUACCUUACUAAUUACCCAGUAAUUUAUGUCUAAGGGACAGUCCUCAUUGUAUGCUGGUUUCAGAAUCUCAAUUCGUUUAAUUGAUUCUUCUUUCAUUGUAUUCUUAGGUUUUGAAUGAAGCACUUGCAGAAGUUCGGUUAUGUUCCAGAUUGGAGGGCCUCUUGCUGAAGAAAAAAUCUAUAAACAGCGGAGAUACUGUUGAGAUCCAUUCUCAGAAGGCAAGCAUAUCUCACCUCUUUUCUCUUAAACUUUCUGAAAUUCAUAUAAAUAUGAAAAUCCUUAAUUUUCACUCUGUUCUCUUGUCUAUUCAUGUGAUUGCCUACUGGUCACUGGUCGGGUGCGCCUGUUGUUUAGAAAUUUUCUCUCUUGAAAGGUGGUAGUGCAGCCCAAUGUUAAAUGGAGAAAGAUCCAAGUGUUAGUACCUUAGAGGCACACAAUUUAUUCAAUAACAGUAUUUGCCGCAUACUUAUAAUCAUGUAUCUGAUAUUGCUAUAAAGUGAGCUGCGUUCUUAAAAAUAAAACCCUUAUACUUUCCGGUGUAUAGACAUAAAAAGGAAUAUCUUAACCAAUGCUUGUCUGAUCGGAUCCACUACUUUUGCUGGUAUCUUUUGCAUAUUUUAAUUUAAGUCUGUAAAUUGCAGCAUUUGCUUUGGUUCCCACUUUCUUUUCUUCAUUGACGUGAUGAAGAUGACUGAUAGUAUUUACAUUCAUAUAAAUUAUCAGAGAUGGAUUGGAUUGGGAUAAUUAUGGUAGAUACCUUUUUCUGACAUCAUAUUAACUUUGAUAGUUAAAAUCAAUACGACCAUAGAUGGGAUUUGGUGAAAUGUACACUAUCCAUAUUAUUGAUGGGUUCGGUUAAGUGUAGCAUAUUAUAAAGGAAAAACGAAUUAACUGACACGCACCAUUCCAGAGAAACCUCCUGUCAACUUCCUAUGAAAACUUAUAAACUUCAUAUAAAGAAAGUGAAUGACACACUUUACACAUCACAGGCAGGUUGGAUGUGCUCCUUUCUUUAUGGAAAGCCUUGCAUUUCCAUGAUAACAUUCCCUUAUUGGUCUCCCUGGGGAUUAAAAAAGUUACAACUGGGAUGAUUGUUAUACUGUGACAUUUUUUACUACCAUUCAGUCUAUUCUUAGCCUUAUUUCUAGCAAUAAGCAGGGUAAGCUUUAGUGCUUAAUUUAUUGAAUUACCGUACGUUUCUACGCAUAUUUUUAUCAAAUUCCAAUAAAAAUAAAUACAACGAUAUUUUUAUGAAGAAAGAAUUUCGCUCCUAUCUUCCCAUGAAAAAUGAUCUACCCAUUAUUAUGGUGGCCAUUUUUCAACACACUGGCCGUUUGAGGGCUAGUCAGUCAAGCAAUUUUGACUGUAUGCUGAAUCAAUAGAGCACAGUUAACGUCUCUGCACUGUUGCAAACCCCAUCAUCAAAUGAGAGCGAUUAGGUGGAGCUGGCAGUAUAAUUUUUUAUGCUUCAUUAUAGUCUAUUUGAAAGACAUCAUUCUGAGAAUUCACAACGAUUAAUGUUUUUUUGUGAGGAUCUGAAUUCACAAAGGGAGCGCCUUUAAUAUUUUGCAUCUUUGACCAAAUUUAAUUCAGGUUGAUAAGCUGAAAGUUCUGGCGGAAUCUCUUGCAAACUCCUCAGUGAAGGCAGAAAAGCGCAUAGCAGAACACAGGUACGAUACAGUAGUUUUAUAUCUCAUAUAUUUUCCUUGUAAUGCUUAUGGGAGGGACUUCUUUUGGUCGAGGAAUUCCUUUUUGCCGUGAGAUUAUGUCCUAGCAAAUAACAUGAGAUAACAAUACACAUAAAAAUAGUGGGGUGACAGCGUAUCAAGGCAUGACAUGAGUGACAUUAAUGACAGAUACCCUGCAGUUACCUAAAAAGAGGAUCCUGAGAGAGAUUGCAACUCUCUUUUCUUGCUUCUUCAUCGUUUCCCUCCCUUUGUCUGUCAGUGACGCCAGCUCUUCUAUCUUUACCCUCCCUCCGAUUUUCCUUUUCAACUCUCUCCCUCAACUCUCUCUCACUUUGUCCCCCUAUGCGACUCCCCCAUCCCUCUGCACACUCUCCUUCCUCCUGCACGGAUAAUUAUGUAUCCAUGUCCAUUCAUUUAUGUACUUACGAUUUUUUGCCCGUGUUUACAUGCCUAUCCAUUUCCAAAUAUCCAUGGACAUGAAUGCACAUACGCUCACAGAUUACCUAUAAACUUAACCUUUUCAGGCACGUGUGUAGGAUAAAUAUUCAGAGAUUCCUCACAUUGUUCACAAUGGUUGUCAACGAUGACAAUCAAACCCGCCAAGGAACAAUUAUUUAAAUAGCCCUUGUGUGGUUUUGGAGGAAGAUAAGCAAUGUUUGUACGUGUGACAGUAUAGUUAAUACAUGGGAACAUUUUGGCAUAUGGUCGUGAGCUUGUCUUGCCGGAUGUUUGUUCAGUCUCCUGCAUGGCCACUCAAAUGCUUAACAAGCAUGGCUACAAUUCAAGACUCAGCAUGGCUAGGAGAGAUCCACCUAUCUCGUGCUAUAGAAAUGUCAUCACUUCCCUUUCCCUACUGUGAAGUGCAGACAUAUUAAAAAGUACACUAAAUCACAGACUCUUUGACUUCGAAUCGUAGGUUUCUGUCUUUACAGACGUCACUUUCAUUGAAAUAUCACUUUUCCUUUUCUUUUUCCUUUCUUUUCAUCAGCUAACACUUUUCUACAAUCUUUUUUUGUGUUUGGAAACAGAACUCAGAAGGAAGAAGCACUCAACUUUCGUGUCACCAAAGCAAAUGACGUGAGCGAGAUUGAGAAGGUAUGCUACUGGUAGAGCAACAGAUACGAAUAUAUAAAGUAACAAUUACCUGUUUUGGCAACAUGAGCAUGAGAAAUGGUUGAGAUUUUAAGCAGCUUGCAAAUUCUUUCGAGUAUGCGUCUUGAGGCUACAACUUUUGUGCGAAGACCACAUGGUUAGAAAAAGUAUGGUGGGGGUAAUAAAUUGUUUGCCAUUCUCUUACCUUUUACCGGGCAUAUUUUGAUACACUGUUUUGUAACAACUGUUUUUUCCUUCUGGUACUUUCAUAAAACAAGAAAUUGAUCAUCGAGAAAAAUAAUAGACCCUUUGAAUUUAUACCCUUUGUACUCGUCGCAACCAUUGGUUAUGAGGGUCGCAGUGGUGUUGUUAAAUGGUUUUCUGAAAUUUUUUAUUGUGCACAGCACUGCAUUUGUGUCAUGCAUGGGAUUUACUGGCGCAGACCGUUCUGUAAGGGUGAAAACGGUUGUUUCACUUAUCUGAGUCAUUUUCUUGACUCCGUAAGGGUUUUCUGAAGUCAUUUUUGCAAACUUUGUAAGUUGGUAUCUUUAAGAAAAAUGGAUAAACAGAUGAAAUGGUUUGUUCGGUGACAGUUAUGAGUAAAAUCAGCCAAGUCGUGGAAUGAAAGACAUUUAUCUCUUUGUAAAUCACCAGUUUCUGUUGACAGUAGCUGUGUUUAUAAAAGUAAAUUUGAAGUUUCUUGAUAAUAAAUAAUACCAUAAGUCAUCCGCAUUGCUAAAAUAAUGUGGGUGGAUCCUUGUCCGCUCUGUUUAUCUUCACAUUCUUUUUUUCUUUUUUCUGGAUUGACAAAUUGAAAUGUGGCUUGCUGUCUAUACUUUUAAUCAUUCCUUUGACCUUUCACUGAUUGGAAAAAAAAAAAAAGGAGAGGGAAAGAGUUUGACACAGCCAAAAAAAGUUUUGUAGGCACGAGAGUUGUUUUUCCUGUUUCAUUUAUGCUGUCUGUUUCGAAGGCACUCCACAUUUCUUUUUCAAUCAGUGAAUGUCAUCGUCCUUACAACUGAGAAAUGUUCUGUUAAUUUUCAGAACCGUAUGCUGACCAUUCUCACUUGAAAAUCAGAGCUUGUUGUGUAGAUUCAAGUUGAGAGAGGAGUAGUGUCUCUUUAUGGGCCUUCACCUUUAGUAUUCAUUUGAAAACAAGUUUUUUUUUGUGCCGCAUGCUGCGGACUGUUAUUUGGUGAUAUCCCUCUACAUAAUUUGCAUUUGUGAUGCAAGUAAUAUCGUCUACCCUUAUUCCUGUGCAGAUGCGAUUCAUCCCCGUGGACCAUUCAUUGUUUUGUGGUUAUUGAUGGGUUAUGUUUUUCGUAUAUUGUAGGAUCUUACAGCAGAAAUUACCACACUGGAAAAGCAAAGAGAGGAAAUCGAGGCUGAGUUGAAGAAGGUAUAAAUUCCCGAAUCAGAAAUUGUGCAAAAUAAUAUUCUCAUCAAUGGUCUUCAGUUAACAUCUGAAUCACAGCAAAUUUGAAUACUAUCAAGUUUUUUUACUUCAUACAGGUAAUGAAGUUCAUAUUUUCUAUUUCAAGCUAAAUUAAGCUCAGAAACCGGUUUUGUCAUACUCCAUUCAAAAUUGGCAUGUGUAAUGCUGCCGAAGGGGAAGGCAACCUUAUUUUAAUCUAAGUUUAGCAAUGGUUAUUCAUGUUAGUUUAUAUAUAUAUAUAUACACAUGCACCCUCAAUUAUGGUGGGCACAUCUACUUGAGGAAUUUUAAUGCUACAUGAUGUUUACAGUUUCCUUGAGGAAUUGGUUGAGAUGUCUGAGGCAUUCAAUAAAAAAUAUAUCAUUUCUGCGAAUUGGCAGACUUAAUAAUAUCUUUUUAUUACAGUUUGGACAGUGUGAAGCAGCUAAUGUUCUUUUCUUAGAAAACUUUGGGGAAAGUCAGAGGUGUUCUAGUUUUGUGGACAUUCAGAGGAGAUCAUAAAUGUGGUCACGUAUGGCUCAAUUAGCGAAGUGCACUUUGAUGGCAGAGGCUAAUUGUCCUAUUUCAAGAGAGUUGCUUUUUCUGUUGCAUAGGCUUUAUGGAUGUAAAGUUUCCAAUUUCCACUCUAGUUGCAGCUGGAAUUAUUAGGAUCAUAGUCAGUGUGAGAGAUGCUUCUUUUAAUUAAGUGUGUUUUGCUAAAAUCAUGAACGUUACUAAGCCAUGUCUUUUUGAAAUUCACUUUUAAAUGCCUCAUACAUCCACCAUAGUGCAUGAGUUGGUAUUUUAUGUAGAAGUUACCAUCAAGCUGUCAAAUAUCACAUCAGAUGGGUGAGAUCCAUUGAAAUUCUUCUUGCAACAUAAGAUAGGAAUAGGAAUUCUUUCUCAACUGAUAAUUUUGUUCACGAGUCACUUGCAGGUGACUGGUGUUCAAUGUCAACUUAUAACACAAUUUAUACUACAGAAGGGGAGAGAGAUUUCUUUUUGUUUCUCACUGCACUGCUUCUUUCAUUGCACGUUUGGCCUAUUUUUUUUUUUGCUAUAUCUGUAUGUAACGAUAUGAAGUGAAUCUUGACUUCCUGUGGUACGCUUGUGAUUCUGGUAGUAUGCUUUCGAAAUGAUAUAUCUGCUAUUGUGGCUAUGGUCGUCUAUGCUUCUUCACUGUGAGAUUGCAUGUGCAGGUGAAUCUCUCUCUAACAGCAGCACGUGCACGUCUGAACAAGAUGAAAGAAGAAAGGGACCAAUUUGAUGAAGCAAGCAAUCAGAUUGUCACGCACUUUAAGUCAAAGGUGUACUGCCUUACCUGGAAUAAUACAUGGAAAAAGGAAAUGAAAAUUCUGAGAUUUUAGUUGUUUGAUUAAAACAUUAAUUCUGUCGUAUCCUUUUCUUUUCUCUUCUGCUGUUAGGAGGAUGAACUUUCAAGAUCCAUAGCUUCAUGUAAAGUAGAAGCAGAGGUUGUUCAAACCUGGAUCAAUUUUUUGGAAGAUACCUGGACUCUCCAGUCGUCUUACAGUGAACAGAAGGAUAAGCAGAUCAAGUACCCUAUUUUUUUCCUCUUUUCUAUUAAAAAAACCAGUGAUGCUCUUUUUGUCUAUGACAAUCUUUAAAGCCAUGACAGCGAUUUCCAAUCAUUUUAACUUGUUUUUCCGUUUAAUGCAAAUCAAUUGAAUUUCUUUUUGUCUGCUUGUCUGUUUUUCUCCAUACUGCAGUGACGAGCUAGAGAAAUACGGACAUUAUUUCGUGCAGCUGGUGGGCCGUUAUCUUUUGACAUUCAAGGUACUGUUUAGAAUGAAUUGGCCGAAAAUUUAGAUUUUUUGAAUGUUAGUCUAUUAAAGAUUGUCAUGGAUAAGUGUCUCAUUCCCAUUUUCAUUGUACUUUCAUUAUUUAUAUAGGAAGAACUAGAUUCUUCAUUCAUUCGUAUCAAGAUUCUAGUGGAUAAUCUGAAGAAUUUUAGUGAAAGGUAUGGUCAUUUUUUGCUCUAUGUGUUAAGUACAGUAGAGGUUUUUGACUACUUUUUCGUUGACCGAAGAUCUUGUUUCACACUUGCUUUCCAGGUCAGAAACACCGCUUGGUGAGGACGGUAAAUUACCAAAAGAUUCAGACCCAAGAAAGCUUCUUGAGGAUGAAUACUUAGAAACCGAGGAAAAGGUCAAUAGAGUUUCUCUAUUUUGCUUUAGUAUUGUUAUUUUCGCGUGUUUCUCUUGCAAUUCCCCCCCUCCCACAUUUAGGCUUUCUGAAAAUGUGGAUUACAAAAGGUUGGAUAACAGGUCAAUGCCCCCUCUUCCUGGUGUUUGGGAACAUCGAAUCCAGAAUCAUAAGUCAUUUUUGUGUUUGCAAAUCGAAAUUAUCAAUCAUGAAUCUGGAUAUCUUUUUGGAAGGUGUUUUUCUUUCGGAGAAUAUAAGGUAAAACGUAAUGGAGUUUCCCUGGUCAGAGAUGGAUGUUAUUACCAUGAAUUGAGGCACUGAGUAGCUGAAAUUUUGGAUUUGAGAGCUAUACUGGAAUAUUCCACUUUGCGUUCUGAGGAAGGAAGUUAGAAAUUUAGCUUGAACUGACUAGAAUUGGAGUUAACUGUUGUUGGAUAAUUGAGUAAGGUUUUAAAUCUUAUUGUCAAUGGAUACUUCAAUAUUUCUUCUCAUGAACUGAGAUGGCAUUCUAUUAAUUACAAAAAAGGCUGUUAAGAUAGUUUUAGCCUAAAUUAACAAUAAUGCUCGGAUGGUUUCGAGUAUCAGUUUUUCAUUAAACUGAACCAAUUUGAUGGAAAGGUUUGAGCACACGAAGUAUCAUAUGGAAUGACUUCAUCCUAUAGAAAAAUAUGUAGCUAGUCCUUGAUAAUGGCAGAUGUGUCUUUUAACCCUGCUUCCAUAUUGAUUCUUACUUGUGAAUAAUCUGAGAAACUUUUCCUCUUGCUUUCAAUUAUAUAAAUUGAAGUACAUUGAGUAUAGUAAUCAACAAAGCUCAAAAGAUAAUUCACUAUUAUCCAUAACUUGGUUUGGAGACGAUCAUAAUACAAAAAUCAACAUGACUAUGAUGGAGGGAAUGAAGUACGGCAAUGCUUUGGAUUUUGGCGGGCGUACUUUUUAAGAUUUUCCAGAUUGGUUUUAUUGAACUUAGAUGGAAACAAAAGAUUUAUAGAUUUACACAUCAUCUGCAUCAUCGCCUAGAUUUAAGAUAUCACAAAGAAGAAAGUCAAACUACUAAUAGAAAGUAAGUUCACGUAGAAUAUAUGGAUACUUCUUCUUGUUUGAAAACCAAGGAGAAGUGGCUGGGUGAGUUGUGACUCUUAAGUGCUAUCUUCGUAGCACCUGACUGCACCUGACUGCACCUGACUUAGUUGGUGGAAUGAUCAUGGUUAAUAAAUAUAAUUUUUUUUAAGACAAGUAGUGCUAAUGAGUAGCUUUUUCAGCGAUGUGUAUCCCGUGCUAAAAGAAGAAGCAGUAGGCCCUGCCAUGGGUGUCCCAUGUGCUUGUCACUUGUCUGGCAUUGGUCCCCUUCAUUGAAUUUAUCAAGCUUCCUUUUAGUGUCCGGUUUGUCCCGUUGUGAUUUUCUCUGCCAUAACGAGUGUAUUUUACAUUUUUUUUUCUCUUUUCUUAUUCUUUAUUGUUCCAUUUUCUUCUAGAUUAAAGAUAGGGACACGACAUGUUCUUUACAAGCCGGAUGACUUCUUGACCCCAUUAAGUCAAACCCUUGUAAGCAGUAUGUCCUCUUCACCAGAGAUCCUAGGAGGAUGGGUCAUCCAUACCAAGGAUUUGACUCCUAGGAACGCCAAAUUCUCAUCUUGAUCUUGCCAAAAAAAGGCUGCUAAACUCCUCAUCCCACUUUUAGUUUGUCGGGCUCUGUGAUCACAAGAAGAUUCUCAUAUCUCAAUUGAUGAAUCUCCUCGGUCCAUUGUUAGGCUCUGGAUGCAUCUUCCCCCUUAGCAUACGUCUCUCUUGGUCUUCUCUCUACAUGCAUGUUAUCACCGUAUGGCCAUCAUUGAUGGUAGCGGAUCAAAGUUCUGCCGAGGAAAUCAAAAUAGUGUGGAUAUUCUGCUUGUGUUAUGUCGGCACUCUUUCUUCCAUUUUGGGAAAUCUGGCCAUUUUUCAUUGAAAGCGCAGACCUUACAGAGGAGGGCUUGACACUGUUGUUGCAGAUCAUUACUGCCUUCAGUGUUGUGGACAACAUGAAAGAGCUGUUCUACACUGAGCAAGCGAACACUUCCAGGUGAAGCUCCUUUAGAAUCUUAAAGCGUGGGAAUGCUUCUGUUGCCGCCAUGAUACGCAUUCUGAUUUGAAACUGUGCGAUGCAGAGGAGAUGACAACCGGGUCAGAGAGCUCUUCGACGAGAUUGAGAGCGUGAGAGCUGAAUUCGAGUCCAUCGCAAGACCAACCCUCAUCCGUGAGGCAUCAUCACCUGCAGGGGAGAUGACUUCCUCUGGGGAGAAAUCUGAGAAUCAUCAAACCCACCUCCCGCAAACCGUUGCCUCACCCAAAUCGAAGCAUCCCGAGUCGCCAAAACCGGGAGCAGGUCCAGCGGAGCAGCUGGACCCAGAAGCAGAGCUUGCAAAGCUGGAGUCCGAGUUCGGAAAGGUCACCAGAGACUUCUCUGCGGAGGAGAUCGGAGGAUGGGAAUUCGACGAACUCGAACAGGAACUGAAAUCCGGGGAGCCCGGUGGAAGUAAGUGA